Molecule: messenger RNA, 1644 nt
Organism: Branchiostoma floridae (Florida lancelet)
Lineage: Eukaryota; Metazoa; Chordata; Leptocardii; Amphioxiformes; Branchiostomatidae
Product: putative threonine dehydratase
Exons: 8
Coding region: 38-1021 (327 amino acids)
Biological process (GO): L-serine catabolic process; L-threonine catabolic process
Molecular function (GO): L-serine ammonia-lyase activity; threonine deaminase activity
Source: RefSeq, a predicted model, not a curated record
GUAUCCUUUCUUUCAAAAGUAUCCGCAGCAUAACGUGAUGGUUGAAAUAAACCUGGUGAACCUGCAGGCUCGUAUAGAAGCAGCAGCGGACAGGAUAGCCCCGUACGUGCGGCGCACUCCCCUGGAGUUCUCACAUGGACUAAGCGAGAAAAAUGAGGGAAAUGUUUUCAUCAAGAUGGAGAGUGAACAGAGGACUGGGUCAUUUAAAGUCAGAGGAGCCUUCAACAAGUGCCUAGUUCUGAGCAAUGAACAGCCUGGUAUCCACGUGACUACAGCUUCUUCAGGAAACCAUGCUUUGGCUUGUACAUUAGCAAUGAAGACAGUUGGUCUAACGGGAACAAUAUACCUGAGUGAGAAUGUGUCCAAGACAAAAGAGUUGGCCCUUGUCAGGCAGGGGGCCAUCCUGAGGCAUCAUGGGACAGAUGCUGUGGAGGCUGAAACCAAAGCAAGGCAGACAGCACAGGAAGAAGGGAUUCCGUUCAUAUCUCCAUACAAUGACAUGGAGGUCAUGACAGGACAGGGGACAGUAGGAAAAGAGAUCGUGGAAGAUCUCCCUGAUGUUGAUGCUGUGUUUGUCCCUGUGGGGGGAGGAGGUCUGAUUGCUGGAAUAGCUGCAUAUAUCAAGGCAGUAAAGCCCACUGUGAAGGUUGUCGGCUGUCAGCCAGCCCAUUCUGCAGUCAUGGCCAAGUCUGUGGAGGCAGGGCGCAUCCUGGACCUGCCCAGUCUGGACACUCUGUCUGAUGGGACAGCAGGGGGAGUGGAGGAAGGAUCUAUUACCUUCCCCAUCUGCCAACAGUGUGUGGAUGACUGGGUGCUGGUGGAGGAAGAUGUUAUAUCAGAUGCUAUCUACUUCAUGAUGGCAGAUCAUCACAAGAUUGUGGAAGGAGCAGCUGGGGUGGCCAUCGGUGCCUUCUUACAGACAGCACAGAAGUACCAUGGGAAGUCAGUGGCAAUCAUUUCUUGUGGAGCAAACAUUUCCAUAGAGAAAUUAAAGAAAAUAAUAGAAUGUAGGCACCCCUAGGGAGCAGUGGAUUCUAUAAUCUCGAUCUCCACACAGUCUCCAUCAGGUCGUCCUAUAGGGAUAUGAAUGGCAGAAUUCAGCAAAAAUAGGGUGAAAUUAAUAGUGCCCAGGAGACUCAGUCUGCAAGGAGGGUAAUAUUUCCUCUUUGUGAAGGCAAAGGUUACCCCAUUGUGGCCUGGGAUAAAUUAUUCUCACUUUGUGACUAAAUUUUACAAUUCUUUAGCCAGCGUAGCAAGUCAUGGUGCCCAACGACCCAUUUGGAGGUCAAGGGAUAGGUGAGGUGAAGUGAGUUAGACUGGUGAAGACUGAAUUGCCACUGAGUCAAGUGUAGUAGAAAUUGAAUGUACAUUGAAUUAAGAUGAACAUGACUUUUGUUAAAAAGAUUGAAUUCCUCAUCACUAUCUUUGAUAGGUAAAAAAGCAGAUAUUUUACAACCUUUUGAUAUAAAGUUCAAGGGUUUCUGUGUGAGAAUGUUUAAAGCUACAUGUAUUUGUGCAUAUCAAUAUCCUUGUUCAAUGCAGUACUAUUAUAUAUAAAGUAAAUUUAAACAGGUUCGGAUUUGUGGGUGCUUAAUGGUGCCUUUAUGUGUGUCAGAAUAAAAUGACUCAUUACAGAGUCCAACA